CCAAGGCAUUUCAAAGCUUGCACUUGUUUACUUAAUAAAUCUUGCGCACAUUUAUAAUAUUGUGUGUUCAUUGUUCCAACAAUAAGUUGGCGAGAAUCGGGAAUGAAAAGUACGAUUUUCAUUGGUUUAGCAAUUAUUUGCUUGCAAUACAGCAAUGUAAAUACACUGGACAAUGGUCUAGCGAAACGUCCGCCAAUGGGAUGGAUGAGCUGGCAACGUUACCGUUGUAUUAUCGACUGUGAUACCUAUCCAAGUGAAUGCAUCAGUGAAUGGCUAUUCAAAAAUGUAACUGACCAUUUUAUAUCGGACGGUUACAAGGAGGCUGGCUACGAAUAUAUCAUUAUUGAUGAUUGUUGGAUGGAAAUGGAAAGAGAUCCAAUUACCCAAGAACUUGUACCGGAUCGAAAACGUUUUCCCAGUGGAAUGAAAGCAUUGGCCGAUUAUGUUCAUUCCAAAGGUUUAAAAUUUGGAAUUUAUGAAGAUUAUGGCACACACACGUGUAUGGGCGUGUAUCCUGGCGUCAUCAAUCACAUGGAAUUGGAUGCAAAUACAUUCGCCAAAUGGGAUGUUGAUUAUGUGAAAUUGGAUGGAUGUUACGCUGAAUUAGAUGACAUGGACAAGGGAUAUCCAGAAUUUGGUCGGUUAUUGAAUGCAACAGGUCGCCCCAUGGUAUAUUCAUGCAGCUGGCCGGUUUAUCAAGAAUAUAAUGGUAUUAUGCCCAACUAUGAAGCAUUAAAAAAACAUUGUAACUUAUGGCGAAACUGGGGUGAUAUUCAAGAUUCAUAUGUAAUACUCAAUGAAAUAACUGAAUAUUUCGCAAUGAAUGCAUCACGAAUUCAACCACAUGCCGGCCCUGGACAUUGGAAUGACCCCGAUAUGUUGCUCAUCGGAAACUAUGGCUUGUCAUUCGACCAAAGUAAAUCACAGAUGGCAAUCUGGGCAAUUUUGGCGGCACCACUUCUAAUGUCAAAUGAUUUGAAAAACAUUCGACCAGAAUUCCGUGAAAUUCUUAUUAAUCCACAAGUGAUUGCAGUAAAUCAAGAUGAAUUGGGCAUUCAAGGAACUCGGCUCAAGAUUGAUCAUGAAAUUGAGACAUGGAUCAGACCGAUAACUCCAGUUGCAAAUGGAUUGUAUUCAUACGCUGUUGCUUGGGCCAGUAAACGUGACGACGGUUCACCAUAUGCGAUUAAAGUUAAAUUAAGCGAUUUAGGAUUAACAUGUGAUAAAGGAUAUACAAUUACAGAUUUAUUUGAUGAAGAAAAUAAGCUCAACAACAUUUACAAUGUAAAUCACAAUAUUACGGUUCGAAUCAAUCCCUCGGGUGUUAUCUUCUACAAAUUUACACCAGCCGUACAUGAAAAUUCCGUUUAAACUAGCUAAAUAGCUGCAAUAAAUGUAUUUGUUCCUUUAUUUAUUCAAAGCAUA
Molecule: messenger RNA, 1425 nt
Organism: Contarinia nasturtii (swede midge)
Lineage: Eukaryota; Metazoa; Arthropoda; Insecta; Diptera; Cecidomyiidae
Product: alpha-N-acetylgalactosaminidase-like
Exons: 9
Coding region: 103-1371 (422 amino acids)
Biological process (GO): oligosaccharide metabolic process; glycoside catabolic process; glycosylceramide catabolic process
Cellular component (GO): cytoplasm
Molecular function (GO): alpha-galactosidase activity
Source: RefSeq, a predicted model, not a curated record